AUGCCAAGGACCCAGUCCUUGGGAGAGUACUUCAUUACAGGCAUGGGAAAAGCCCCCUGUGCCACGCCCCUGAUCUGCAGCUUUGGGCGGCCGGUGGACCUGGAGAAGGACGACUACCAGAAGGUGGUGUGCAACAGCGAGCAGUGCCCCUGCAGCAGCUGGAUGCACCUGCAGUGCUUCUACGAGUGGGAGAGCAGCAUCCUGGUCCAGUUCAACUGCAUUGGCCGGGCGCGCAGCUGGAACGAGAAGCAGUGCCGCCAGAACAUGUGGACCAAGAAGGGUUACGACCUGGCCUUCCGCUUCUGCUCCUGCCGCUGUGGGCAGGGCCACCUGAAGAAGGACACGGACUGGUACCAGGUGAAGCGGAUGCAGGAUGAGAGAAAGAAGAAAUCCGCGGGGACAGAGAAAAACACAGGGAAGCCCCCCGGGGAGGCGGGGGAGGAGGCGAAAAAGUGCAGAGCCCUGAACAAGCCCUCCAAAGGCCUGAACCACGAGUUGCCCCGGCGGCAUUCCAUGGACCGGCAGAACUCCCAGGAGAAAGCUGCCAGCGCGGCGGCCUACGGUGCCCGCUCCCCCUGUGCCUCCCCCGGCCAGUCUCCACCCACCGGCUACUCCAUCCUCUCCCCUGCCCACUUCAGCGGCCCCCGCUCCUCCAGGUACCUCGGGGAGUUCUUAAAGAACGCCAUCCACCUCGAGCCUCACAAAAAGGCCAUGCCCGCGGGCCACGUGUUCCGAAGUGCCCACUUGGAUUACGGCCCCGUGGGGCUGUCGGUCCACCGGGGGGCACACUUUGACGCGCCCGUGCAGUUCCUGCGGCGCCUGGAUCUGUCUGAGCUGCUGGCGCACAUCCCCAGGCACAAGCUGAACACUUUCCACGUGCGCAUGGAAGACGACGCCCAGGUGGGCCAGGGCGAGGAUCUGCGCAAGUUCAUCCUGGCGGCGCUCAGCGCCAGCCAUCGGAAUGUCGUGAACUGCGCGCUGUGCCACCGAGCCCUCCCGGUGUUCGAACAGUUCCCACUGGUGGACGGAACUCUCUUCCUGAGCCCAUCGAGACACGAGGAGAUUGAAUACGAUGUUCCUUGUCAUCUGCAAGGGAGACUCAUGCACCUGUACGCAGUGUGUGUGGACUGCCUGGAGGGGGUGCACAAGAUCAUCUGCAUCAAGUGUAAGUCCCGGUGGGACGGCAGCUGGCACCAGCUGGGCACCAUGUACACCUACGACAUCCUGGCCGCCUCGCCCUGCUGUCAGGCCCGCCUGAACUGCAAGCACUGUGGGAAACCGGUGAUUGACGUGCGCAUCGGGAUGCAGUACUUCUCCGAGUACAGUAACGUCCAGCAGUGUCCGCACUGCGGGAAUCUGGACUACCAUUUCGUGAAGCCAUUCUCCUCCUUCAAAGUCCUCGAAGCUUAUUGAUGACAGCUUUGCUUUAGUAAUAGCUAUUUUAUUGGUAUUCUUACUUUAUUACGUAUCUUUUAUAGGGAAACAUUAUGUGACAUUCAUUUCUUCUCUUCUUUGAAGGAGAGUGACUGUGUGUGUGCCACUAAAAUGGACCCCCCCCCCCUUGUGCGCUGAUUCCCGGGUGUCUGUCGAGGUUUGACCGGAACCCACACGGGUGGUCCUGUGAGGUUGGGGUAGCGGGUGGUUCCCCAUUGGGUGGAGUCUGUGCAGCUUUAAGGUGGGGUGAGGAGGACGGGGAGGUCCUGGGGGCUGAAUGCACAGCCGGGGCCAGGCGAAGUGCUCCCCAUGGUGGUCGCUGUCUGAAGACAGGCAGCUCUUCCAGGGACCCUGGGAGAAAUAAGUGACAAGUGAAUGUAAACUGGUCCCUGGAGAGCCGAGUGUGUAGCAGAUUGUCUGGGCUUAAUGCUCUUCAGCACGCUGAUGUGGCGGCGGCCUGUGCUGAGAGAUUGCUUGAUGUGGGCCAUGUGCCGUGCCCAUCACUGGUGGAAUCGAUCGCUGUUUUUCUGUACUGAAGAUGUUGCCCACAUGACAGGACAGAGAGAGGCUGUUUUUGUGACAAAUAGUUGUAGGGAAGCUGACCAGCAUCAGAGUUCAUUUGGAAAUUUGGAAACGGUGCUCAUGGAUCCAAGAGGAUUAAUCUCUCACUUGAAUUGCGCCACUGAAGUUGCCAAAACAGCUCCAGGAGGAGAUGCACACCUCGUGGGAUUUGGGUGGUCACGAUUGAUCCUUGUCACUGUGUCCUUUUGUCAGCUCUGCUCCCACGUACACGUUAUAGCCACAGACCCCCAGUGGGGAGUUUCACCACCAAGCACUGCCCCCCAGCAUCAUCUCCCCAUGCACUACCCUUUUAAUGCUGAGAAGUGCAAGAUUUGACCAAGAGAGAAAGGGAACGCUUUUCUUUUUUUUUGGAGAGUGCACAUGUGAGAGAAAGCGAAGGAAAAGAAUAAUUUCAAUAUUGUUAAGUGUGUUUCAUUUUGAAAAAAAAAGCAGUAAUCAUAACAAUAAGAAAAAGCACAUAUUCCUAAGGUCCUUACACCUUCAUGAGUUGCCAUUGAGCGAUUCAAGUCAAAACAAUCCCAUGUGUGCCCACCUAGGCACUGCAUUAUGUUCUCAGUGGCUGCUUUCUUUUGUUAGGGGGUUGCCUGGCCUUUCUUCUGAGCCACCUCAAACUUCCACCUUUCAAGUCCGCAGGCAUACACGUUAACCCGCUAGUACCUUUUCAUUGGUGAAAAAAGGUGUCACUAGAUAGAACUUGAUCAGUCAGAUCAUUGGGCUUUCCAAAAUUCAGCCUUUUGGUGAUUUAAAUCAGGCCACCCCAUAGAUUUAUACAGUUGGAACUGGAAUGUGACUUAUUCUUAAAAAUGUGUCUGUUAAUUUCAACUAUGUACAUGCUAAGAGAAUGUGGAACAUACCAUG
This is a messenger RNA of Echinops telfairi (small Madagascar hedgehog), 2874 nucleotides long. It is a transcript of the gene HECA, whose product is annotated as hdc homolog, cell cycle regulator. The transcript is spliced from 4 exons. The record is from RefSeq and is a predicted model, not a curated record. NCBI's taxonomy places the organism in Eukaryota, Metazoa, Chordata, Mammalia, Afrosoricida, Tenrecidae. Bases 1 to 1413 code for a protein of 470 amino acids.